This is a messenger RNA of Populus trichocarpa (black cottonwood), 1103 nucleotides long. RefSeq names its product heavy metal-associated isoprenylated plant protein 35. Gene Ontology annotation, molecular function: metal ion binding. The transcript is spliced from 3 exons. The record is from RefSeq and is a predicted model, not a curated record. NCBI's taxonomy places the organism in Eukaryota, Viridiplantae, Streptophyta, Magnoliopsida, Malpighiales, Salicaceae. The coding region runs from base 138 to 1052 and encodes 304 amino acids.
GCAUUUGACAAUGACUCCUAAAAAGGUAAACAAUGAAGCAAAUGUCAUCUUCUUCCUCUCCCAGAGAGGAAAAGGAGAUUCCUUUCAUGUCCCACACCCUUUUGCCUUUCAAAUAUUCCCUCCUUCGGCACACAUAAAUGCCGCCUAUUGAUUCUUCAUUCCUACUCUCGACCCUCUCUCCAUCUCAUACAAAGCUUAUCUCUUGGUUUCUCCAUUCAUGCCUAAUGUUUCCAGAGUUAGAGAAACCUCGAGUCACGGAGAUACAAGUCCGAAUGGACUGUAAUGGGUGUGUGCAGAAGAUCAAGAAGGCAUUGCAUGGCAUCAAUGGUAUAUAUGAUCUCUACAUUGACUUCCCACAGCAGAAGCUGACAGUCAUUGGGUGGGCAGAUCCCGAAAAAAUUAUCAAGGCGAUUAGGAAAACUAGGAAAAUUGCCACCAUAUGUUCCCAUUCUGAACCAUCAGAUCCUGCUGCUCAGACAACAGAAAAACCACCCGAACAAGCACCUGAAGGUGGGGCACCGCCACCACCGGUCUCCGACCAGGCAAAUCCUCCCACAGCAGAAGCUCCACCUGCUGAAACAGCAGCUUCAACAGCAGAGCCUCCAAAAGAUCCACCACAACCUGAGAACCCGCCACCACCUGGGGAGAAUCCAUCACCUGUUGCUGAAGAAACCAACGCAAAUCAGCCACAAAGGCCCCCUGGACCCAAAGAUUCAGGAGAGGUUCAUGUUAUAUACCAUCACCCACCUGACUAUGGCUACAGAUAUGCUUAUGGUCAUAACUAUGGCGGUAACUGGAACAGACACCCUAUUAGCCAAGGAGUCCCACAAGCGGCGCCAAAGCCCAUCUACGUGACUCACAGCUACAACACAUACAGGCCAUCACCGAAUGUCACUGAAUAUGAAUAUCUCCGACCACCACCACCACAUCACACAAUUUACAGUAGGAUGGACCACUACAAUGAGGAUUAUCAUGACAACAGUCGCAGUAAUAAUGGAAACAUUACAUCUAUGUUUAGCGAUGAGAAUCCAAAUGCUUGCCGAAUAAUGUGAGGAGGCUCAUAUCAAAAAUAAUAGAAUCCAAUGGCACCAAUCAUCUUCUAA